Symbiodinium sp. CCMP2456 is the source of this 234-nucleotide messenger RNA. The record is from the annotation of a GenBank genome assembly. Lineage: Eukaryota; Dinophyceae; Suessiales; Symbiodiniaceae.
GCUCAGUCCAGUACAGUGGAAUCCGCGGGCAAAGAGGCAGCUGAAGUACAAGAUGGGGCCAUCAUGCACUUCGUUGUGGAGGAUGGAGUGAGUUCGCUUGGCCUCGCUUUUUCCGACGUGCCACCCUCGCCUGUCAUCAUCUCCAAGGCACGACACACCGAACGUCAGCUUCCCACGAAGAGUUGUGAGGGCUACCAGUGGUUUGACAUCUGCCUGUCAUUUUGUGGCUUGUGA